AGUGGCGUCAGCACCCAGGCAAGGUAGUUGAAUCGUAACGAUAGGUAGUUAUGGUGAGCUAUACUUCCAACUUCCAAGUUCCAACACUAUACAGUGGAGUAUCUUGAAUGACAAGUUAGCCACGUGUCUUUUCCAGAAUCCUCUAUUUGAUCUGUAACACACGGAGUUAAGGGCCGGUGCACGUUAGUGGAGAUAACACGUGGGAGUGUCGCUGCCUUGUACAGCUCUCUUUAAGAUCUUACAGGAUUAUGACCCUGACUCAUUUAUUUAAACAAUUAAUAUUCAUUAAUAAUAAUUUUAGGAAAACUUAAUUUGUGUAAUUUUUUAUAUCCCACUUGGUGCUAAUCUUUUAAAGGUUUGAUCUUCUAUUUAUUUUUUAAAUGACUAAUGUAUAUAACCAACUAUAUAACCAAUAAAUACCAAUACUCCUUUCCUACCAAAAAUUAUUAUAAUUGUAUAAUAUGCCAAAAUUUAGAAAUAUUGGGAUCAAUUAAAUUCUGUAGAUGCUAUUAAAGGAAAGUUGAAAUAUGCAUUGAGAAUAAAAAAAGUGAUGUGAAUUUUUCCAUAAAAAGAAAUUAUAGCAAAAUAAAAAAGAUGAACUUAAAAAAAAAGGGUGACAAUUUCUUAGGGGCAAAGGGGUAAUAAUUAACAAAAUCAAUUUAGAGUAUGGUUCAUUUAAUUAAUUUAGCUUAUUGUAUAUGUAUUAUGUCUAUAGAAUCGAGUUUUGUUUCAGUUGGAGCAAGUACCACUUUCUUCGGGUAGGGUUUAAGUUCGAUUCUCAUUUAGCCUUCUCUUUUUUGCAUUUUACCGUGUAAUAAAAAGAGAAUCUCUACAGAUAUGAAAGAGAAUAAAUCAAUCGUUCUUAUAGUGAUUAGAAUGAAACCUAUAUUACACGGGUAAAAGGGAAAACCACAAUCACAAGGCUAACCCACGAUUCUCGUAAUAAAAGAGGUCUCAAUAUUGGUACUUAUGGCCUGUUUAGUUGUUGGUACUGAAUGAUGGUAAUAAUAACGAUAUGCAGUGUAAAUUUUCAUGAAAUGUAUCAUGUUAUUUCCAUGGCAAUGAAACUUUAAUUAUAAAAAACAAAAUUAUGUUCAUAAUUUUUCAUUAUCUAAUAUCACAUUUGACAUUUUAAUAUAAUAAUAUAUUGAAAUGAAUUUUGUGAAGAAAAUAAGAAUAAUUAGAGGAGAAUAAGUAUAAUCAUUUGACUUGUCAAGAAUUUUCCUAUUAAAAUAGAAUCAUUAUCAUUCGGACCGUUUGAUAUCCCGUUAGAGUUUUGGAAAUUUGCCUUUUCUACCACUAACCCACAAGAGAGCUACUGAGGGAGUAUUACUUGAUCACUAUUAAUUAAUUAAUAAGUUUUGACUUAGUAUCUUUACCUUAUUGUAAUAUUGCUCAUAUAUUGUUGAUUUACUAAAAUAAUUGUUGAAUUUUUCUUAGAGAUAUGUUUUUCAAAUUCCAAAUUAAUACGAAGUAUAUAAUUCUACAAUAUAAGAAUAUUAAUUACCAGAAUUAGGUGUUAAUAAAAGAGGAUUGCCACGCACUUAACGUACCAUUAGUGAAUGAUCUAAUAGAUAAAUAUGCAUAGACCAUGUCCACGGAUAAUCUCUCCUCAACCUCAUACGUAAUUAGAAAAAGUACAAAAGUUUAUUUUAAAAAUUGUGCCAUUCAAUUCAAAUUAGAGUAGGCCUUAGAAAAAUCAUAAAGUAGGACCCAUUUGAUGACAGACAAUUCACACAACUAAAAUAUUUCUACAAAUUUCAACAAAGCUUUUAUGGAGGCAAUGAACUUGUGUUUCAAUAUUUUUAAACAAAAUUUGACCCCACCACCUUCAUAACCUUGGCCAACCACCACAUUUUAUGCAUCAUUACUAUCUAGCAUUUCAAACUUUUAUAAAUGCCUUUAUAUUUUGGUAACUCCCAAAACCCAACCAUAACUUUGAAUCUCAUCCUUUUAUUUAUCCUACAAACUAUAUUCCUACAUUCUCCUUCAAGCAACCUCUAUUCAAAACUUCUACCAAAUUCUACUAUAAACUUGUUAAUUCCUUCUUUUUCUUAAACACUUGUGAAUAUUGUUGUUACAUUCCUUAAAUACCCAUUUUGGCCCAUAUUCUAUCAAUCUUUUUUUCAUCCUCAAAGUUCUUUUUUUUGAGCUUUUAUUAGUACAUAAGUUAUUAUCCCAACUAGUUCAUGAGUAUGGCUCCAAGUUUGAGCAAAAAAAGUUCCGAUUUGUCUGAUGUUCUGGCUGACAAUGAUGGUUGCGACAUGUGUUAUUCAGUUACCUUGGAGAAAUCAAACUUCAUGGUGAAUGGUCAUGUGAUCUUAUCCAACGUACCGUCUAACGUCACGGCUUGUAGUAAGCUGGAUUUUGAUGGUCUUUUUGUCGGCUUUGGUGGUCAAAAGCCCGAAUCUCGGCAUGUCGUUCCUAUAGGCCAACUGAAGGGUAUUCCAUUUAUGAGUAUUUUCAGGUUUAAAGUAUGGUGGACUACUCAUUGGACUGGGCUUAAUGGAAGUGACCUUGAGUAUGAGACUCAAAUUCUUAUCCUUGAUAAGUCGGAUGAAGAUUUGGGCCGACCCUAUGUUGUGAUCCUUCCGUUAAUUGAAGGCCCAUUUAGGGCGUCCCUUCAGCCCGGCCCAAUUGAUGAUUAUGUGGAUAUGUGUGUAGAGAGUGGGUCCACAAAAGUAAUUGGGGAUUCAUUUCAGACAAUCUUAUACAUAAGAUCUGGGCCUGACCCAUUUAAGUUGGUUAAGGAUACCAUGAAAGAAGUCCAGGCUCAUUUAGGAACUUUCAAACUUUUGGAAGAAAAAUGUCCUCCAAAAAUAGUGGGAAAAUUUGGUUGGUGUACUUGGGAUGCAUUUUACCUUAAAGUGGAACCCCAAGGAGUUUUGGAGGGUGUUAAGGGAUUGGUUGAAAAUGGUGUCCCACCGGGCUUCGUCUUGAUUGAUGACGGGUGGCAAUCGAUAUGCCACGACGUUGACCCAAUCACUGAUCAAGAAGGGAUGAAUCGGACUUCGGCCGGUGAGCAAAUGCCAUGUAGGUUGAUCAAGUAUGAGGAAAACUAUAAGUUCAGGGAAUAUAAAAGCCCAAAUAGGCCUAAUAUGGGAAUGAAGGCCUUUAUAAGGGACCUUAAAGAGAAGUUUAAGACUGUUGAAGAUGUAUAUGUUUGGCAUGCUUUUAUGGGCUAUUGGGGUGGGGUAAGGCCCAAUGUUCCAGGCCUUCCAGAAGCUGAAGUUGUAGGCCCAAAACUUACACCGGGCCUUGAAAUGACCAUGGAAGAUUUAGCUGUGGAUAAAAUUGUUAAUAAUGGUGUUGGGCUGGUCAAGCCUGAAAAGGCCCAUGAACUUUAUGAAGGUCUGCAUUCUCACCUAGAGGCUUGUGGAAUUGAUGGAGUCAAAAUUGAUGUUAUCCAUUUGUUGGAGAUGAUGGCUGAAGACUAUGGAGGCAGAGUUGAGCUUGCAAAGAAAUACUACAAAGCAAUAACAGAAUCCAUACGGACACACUUCAAAGGCAAUGGUGUAAUUGCUAGUAUGGAGCAAUGCAACGAUUUUAUGCUUCUUGGUACCGAGACUAUCUGUCUAGGUCGUGUUGGGGAUGACUUUUGGCCAACUGAUCCAUAUGGAGAUAUAAAUGGCACAUAUUGGCUCCAAGGCUGUCAUAUGGUGCAUUGUGCCUAUAAUAGCUUAUGGAUGGGCAACUUCAUACACCCUGACUGGGAUAUGUUCCAAUCAACUCACCCUUGUGCUGAAUUUCAUGCUGCCUCUCGAGCGAUUUCUGGUGGUCCAAUUUACGUUAGUGAUGCUGUUGGCAAGCACAAUAUUCCGUUGCUCAAAAGGCUCGUCUUGCCCGAUGGUUCGAUUCUGCGUUGUGACUAUUAUGCACUUCCUACUAGGGACUGUCUUUUUGUGGAUCCCUUGCAUGAUGGAAAAACAAUGCUCAAGAUUUGGAACCUCAACAAGUUUAAUGGAGUACUCGGAGUAUUCAACUGCCAAGGAGGAGGAUGGAAUCGCGAGUUUAGAAGAAACCAAUGUUACUUGGAGUAUUCCAAACCUAUUUCAUGCAAGACUAGCCCAAAAGACAUAGAAUGGCAAACUGAUCACCAAUCGGAAUAUUUUGCCAUGUACAUGUCUAAACAAAAGAAGCUAAUCCUCUCACAACCAUGUGAUGCAAUCGAAAUAUCGCUCGAACCAUUUAAUUACGAGCUCAUUGUAGCCUCACCGGUGACCACAUUACCUUGGGAGUAUGUGAAGUUCGCUCCUAUAGGACUCAUAAACAUGCUCAACUGUGGAGGAGCAGUGAGGUCUUAUGACAUCAGAGACGAAAGUGAAAAGAGGGUUUGUCUUGGCAUAAAAGGUGCCGGAGAAAUGAGGGUCUUUGCAUCAGGAAAACCAAAAGCUUGUAGAGUUAACGGAGAAAACGUGGAGUUUGAGUACGAAGAUAGCAUGGUUUUGGUUCAAGUGCCAUGGAACAGCGACUCAACUGGUUUUUCCACAGUUGAGUACUUGUAUUGAGCUUGAAAGUAGUAUUAAAAGGACGUCUUUGAUUUUGUGAUUGUUUCUAACAAUUUGGGAUUGUAUUGUGUGAAACUAAUUACUUGAAGAGUUUUAUUAGUCGAGUAAUUAGCAAGGUGAUGUACCCUAAUAUUUAUUAGUGAUUAAUAUAAUCAUCCGUGUAGUUAUUGUUGUUUUAGUGAUGCAUGCGUAUUUAAGUCUUGCUCUUGUUGAUCAUGUACUACAAAAUCAAUUGAAAUCGUUAUAACUUAAACAAUAUUCUUGGAGUUUAAAGAGUCAGAUAUAUAUAAAUUUAUUGUGAAAACAAAAAAAUAUUUUCUG
This is a messenger RNA of Amaranthus tricolor (Joseph's coat), 4829 nucleotides long. Its product is annotated as galactinol--sucrose galactosyltransferase-like. The transcript has 4 exons. Bases 2190 to 4508 code for a protein of 772 amino acids. The record is from RefSeq and is a predicted model, not a curated record. NCBI's taxonomy places the organism in Eukaryota, Viridiplantae, Streptophyta, Magnoliopsida, Caryophyllales, Amaranthaceae. Gene Ontology annotation, molecular function: galactinol-sucrose galactosyltransferase activity.